This is a messenger RNA of Bombyx mori (domestic silkworm), 4023 nucleotides long. RefSeq names its product Fanconi anemia, complementation group D2 (gene Fancd2). NCBI's taxonomy places the organism in Eukaryota, Metazoa, Arthropoda, Insecta, Lepidoptera, Bombycidae. The record is from RefSeq and is marked provisional. Gene Ontology annotation, cellular component: condensed chromosome; nucleus. Gene Ontology annotation, biological process: mitotic intra-S DNA damage checkpoint signaling; interstrand cross-link repair; homologous chromosome pairing at meiosis. Gene Ontology annotation, molecular function: DNA polymerase binding.
AUGGGUCCCAAAAAAAAUAAAUCGCAAUUAUCGCAAGUUAGUUAUGUUAGCCCAAACAAAAGGGCAAGAAAAGAAAACAAGGACAACUAUCUAUAUAUUUGUUUAAGAGAUAGUGGACUUACGCUGAAAGACCCCCCAGAAAAAAAUUGCGCUUCUCGUGAGUCAAUUCAAAUAAUAAGAAACAUUAAAAAGAAUUUAGAAAGUCAUUUCGAUUACCCUCGAAACGUUGGAGAACUAUUUGAAAAUUUGCAGAUAAGAUGUCAGGAUAUGGAUAUUUUCAAACAUUAUCUUUUCCCAAAUAUCGUAUUCAGAAUAAAGGACAAUUCUGAAGAACAACCCAGUAAUGACAGUGUCAUCAAAAUAUUACUGAGUGUUCCUAUUUUACAACCUAAACUAUGUGAUUAUAUAUUUGAGAAAGCAACUGAUCAAGCAACUCAAUCAAGCUUAGAGCAAUGGAUACAAAUAAUAUUAAAAUGCUUUUCAAGUCUGGACCACAUAGUAGACAGUGAAAAAAUGGCUAUGAACUUAAUUAACCUUUUGGAAAUAACAUCUGAAAAGAUGGUUCGAUUAAAAAUAAUUACAGCAAUACCUGAUAUAAUUGGAGAUCAACAACAUAAUAAUAUAGCAAUGGAAAUCAGCAGAAUAUUAAAUGAAGAUCAUGACCUUAUUCCUGCCAUAUUAGAUUGCUUGAUAUAUCUAAACCUCUCAGAUGAAGAGCAAGAUCAUUUACAAAAACAAUCCCUUAAUAUUCUGAAGAGUCUGACAAAGUGUAAUUACUUCCCUAAUUUUAUAAAAUUUCUAUUAAUGCCUAGCAGGUUGAAUGAAAAUGGAUGCUUGGCAGCAAUAGAUGGCUUGAGAAAAGCUUUGGGAUGGUCAACAUUAACUAUGAGUAGUGAAGAUAUUGCAUCUAGUCAAGUUCUUACUGCUGCUGCUAUCAGGAGCACUAUGAUCGCUUCGAAGCUGGUGGCAAAUACUUGGUUAAAGGUUAUUUCUCAAUGCAAAACUAGUAUUGAACAUAAGUCUAUAGACUUCAUAAUUCUUUUGAUUUUAUAUUCUACAUCUGAAGAUAGGCAGAAGCAAGUUGAAAGUUUAAUAAAAAAACACGUGAAAUCUGAUGUUUUAAGAAAUGACUUAGUGGAUGAAGUAUUUGACAGGUAUAAACCAAUAUUAAGAGAAUAUUUAAAAAAUUUAACAGACCUAGCAAAGGCAUUUUUAAAAUCAAAUGGUGAAAUGGAGAUGGAAUUAUUUUCAUCUCAUAUUUAUGUAUUGAUGUUUAAAGAACUUGAAGACUGUCAUCCAACAAUUAUAGCAGAACUCCUUCAACAUGGUUUGAAUUCAAAACAAUGUGUUUCUAGUAUAUUGACAACAUUAAAUUAUGUAUUUAACAUAAAUAAGUCAUUAUUAAAACACCAAAGUCUACAAAUAUUAUCAUUAUUGGAUAGAAUGGAUGAUAUGGAUUUAGCAGAAGUAAGAGCCACAAUGAACUUAUUAUGUGGUUUAGCUUAUGGUAUAGAAAAUUCAUUCAUUAAAGAUGAUAUGCAUAUGAUUAUAAGAAAAGAGUUAAGUAGCUCUAAUCCGAAAAUUAAAGUUCAGGGUAUUCUUGCUGGUGUCCAUGCUGUAAAAUAUUUAAUGAUUGAACAAACUUUGGAAAAUCUUGAGGAACAGUCGCAUACUAAAAAUUCUAAUGCAAUAUGUCAUUUGCCUGAAGGAAAUCUAAAAGAAGCAGCACAAAUAAUAGAACUUAUUAGCCAAAGCAUAAAACAGUUUUCAGAUAUGAUUGCUUUUUUCUAUGAUGAAUUAUCUCAGAUAAUAUCAAUGGCAGAUUAUAUAAACCCACAUUUUUUGUCCUGGAUAACUAAUGCAGCCACUAAUGAUUGGAUUCAAAAUUUUAUUGUGGACCGAAUAGAAAAUGAAAUAAUUACAGGAAUAAAAUUAAUUAUGGAGUAUGGAUUGAAUGAUGACAAUGAAGUAAUUGCUAUAAAUAUAGCAGGUAUAACACUCCAACAUGAUGCAGAAAUCAGUAUGAAUAUAUUAUCACCUUUAUUUCAACUAGUACAGUCUUUACAUUUCAAGCAAAAUAAUGGUGAUUUAUCAAGUAUAGAUGCCUUACUGGGAUGUCCAAUUAUUAUGCCAAAAUUUGAUAUUGACAACAUUGAAGACCUAGAUCAGUCUUUAGUGAGCAGUAUACUAGACUGCUUAAUUUAUUCUGUUAAUUGGUUUAUAGAGCUUGUGAACGCUUUUUCAAUUCAAAGUAAUGAUUCACUAAAAACAAAAACUUUAAAAAGAGUUUUAAACAUAGAAGAGUUACAAUUAAACAUAACUGAAAUAAUUUCAAAAUGUAAGAAUUUAAUAUACAAAUCUCCAACCUCCCUAUUACAUAUCAAGAAGUAUACAAGUGAUUUUAAGUCAAGAAAAAUUACAAAAUCAUCCAAUUACCCACCAACAACUUCAAAACAAAAAAAAUGCCCUGAUAUCGUUGUAGAAACACUGAGAUCUCAAGCAACUCAGUUACCUACAUCUGUCAAAAGCAGAUUAGAUACAUUGAAUAGUAUCUCGUUUCGACAAAUUAAUAUAAAUAUUCUAUUGUUACUCAAAUCUCAAUCAUUUGACAAGGAUUACAAUAUAAAAUUAACCAAUUUUGUUUUAAAAUGUGGCAAUGACAUUUUGCAAAGGACAAUGUUAUCAAAAAUUAAAAAGAACACAUUUUUGUGUAAACAGGAGAGUUUUGCAUAUGAUCCUAAAAAAGCUCUAGAAUAUGCAGAAAAAGUAAAUGAAAUACUACCCAUAGCAAUGGCACAUUUAGAGACUAUUACAAAAUAUCUUCAAAACAAUAUACUUGAAAAUCAAUCUAAUGAUAACGAAAUAAUUUAUACACCAGAACUUAUAAAUUAUAUCACAGGCUUAGAACAAAUCUAUAAAAUGCUCACUACACAUUUUAGAUGGAUUGGAUUUAAAAACCAUCAUAAUGCAUUAUUAAAAACUUCCUUAAAAAAAGUUGUUAAUUCAAACAAUGACAAAGCACCUCUGAAGGAUAUAUUACUUAAUGUUGCUAAUGUGUUUAAAUAUCACAAAAAAUAUUGCCUGCAGCUAUCAACAGCAGUUUCACUAGUGGAAUUGUUGAAUUCUAUCCAAACUCAUUCGAAUAAUCAGAAUAUGCUCCAAAUUGUUAAAGAAUUGUCACACAACUUUUUAUCGCAAUCAUGGAAAACACUUGAUGGAGUACCAGAGAAAGGGUUAACUUUCAACCAAAACAUAGACUUUUUGGCUUCGAUCUAUUUUAUAAAUAAUGAAAUUCUUGAUCUCAAAACAAUGAGUCUUGAAUUAGCACAUGAUAUAAAGUUACUAGAAAGCAAAAAUGAUACGUUACGUGGCUUAAAAUGCAUUAACAAAGUCAAUUUUCCAAUAAUAUUUAGAAACUUGGGAACUGCCGUUUUUGAAGCAGCAAAAAGGCGUUUGGAUAAAGGUAUGACAAAUGCAGAACAUUUAGUGCUAUGGAGAGAUAUAGCCGACAUUUUAAAAUCUAUGACUGAAAUUGUAAAAACUCAAAAGAGCAAUAGUUUAACAGCGUUCUUUAAAAAUUCGAUGCCAAUUUUAAGACUGUUUACUUUACAAGGAAUCCCAAUUUUAAAAUUAGAAUUUAAAAAUCAAACAGAUGAAGUAUUGCAAAUUUUAAAAAUCCUGCAACAGUCUACUCGGUUUCUACAUUCUCUUUGUUGUCAUUCUAGACUGAAGAAAAAUAAAGCUUUAUUAAACAAGGUACCUUUUGUAAAAAAAAUACUAGAAACUCUUAUCUAUCAAGUGAAAGCGGCUCUUGCAGCCAAUAACUGUUCAGAAGCAUUUUGGAUGGGAAAUCUCAAAAAUAAAGAUAUUCAUGGAGAAGUAAUUGCUUCUCAAGAAAGUAUUGAUGAAGAAGAAUCCCUCGAGGACGGCGACGAACAAUUAUUGUCUGAUGAUGAUGAUUGUGACAACAUUGAUGAUGAGCUUUUAAACCCUGAAUCUAAGAGUUUAAGUGAUAUUAUCUAG